Messenger RNA from Prorocentrum cordatum, 1532 nucleotides. The record is from the annotation of a GenBank genome assembly. Lineage: Eukaryota; Dinophyceae; Prorocentrales; Prorocentraceae.
AGCCAUCUCGGCCCAGGUCCUGCUGCCGUAGAGGUUUGCCCCGCCCUCGCAGCCUCGCUGCCUCGGAGCCUCGCGGCGCCAUGGCGAAGUUCACCAUGUCCGACGGGACCAACGGCAUGCUCCGGGGGCAGGCCAAUCCGUCCGACGCCUUCCAGAGGGCGGACCCGAGCAUGCCGAGGAGGAACUACGCCACGGACACCGAGCACGAGCGGACGGUCGUGGGGAGGCCGCAGAAGACGCACGCGGACAGCACGGGCUUCACGUCCCAGUGCGCUGGUCUGGCGACGGACUCGACCAUCGAGAAGGCGAUCACCGACAAGCUCACCCAGACCAUGCAGCAGGGGAUCAAGGACGGGUACAAUGCGCGCAUGGCGGAGGAGGGGGAGAACCACGAGGUGACCGCGGCGGAGAUAGACGAGAAGGAAGACAAGGCCAACUGCGAUGACGACGAGCUCGAGCUCCUCAGAGCCCGGAGGAAAGAGCAGAUGAAGGCGGCGAUGGAGAAGAAACAGAAGAACCAGCAGCUUGGUCAUGGCACCUACGACGAGAUUGCUGAGGAAGACUUCCUGAAGACCGUGACGUCGUCAGACCUGGCCGUGGUGCACUUCUACCAUAAGAUGUUUGAGAAAUGCAAGAUCAUGGACAUGCACCUCUCCAGGUGCUCGAAGAAAUUCUUCGGCACCAGGUUUGUCAGGCUGGACGCCGAGAAGGCUCCGUUCUUCGUGGACAAGCUGAGGAUCAAGACCCUGCCGUGCGCGGUGUUCUUCAAGGACGGGGUCGCGGUGGGGCGGCAGGUCGGCUUCGAAGGCCUGGAUGGCGACGAGUUCCGGACGCAAGACCUGGCGUGGCGGAUCAAGGAGUCUGGAGGCAUCGAGGAGGACUUCGACCCAGAGGACGAGAUCGUCUGGUGAGCUCGAGCGGAGCCCACGCACCCCGAGUAGGGAAUCGAAUGCAGAAUUGAUUUACCCCAAACUUGAUCUUCUCGUCGAGUGUGCUCUCUCUCUCUCUCUCUCUCUCUUUAUCUCCCAUCUCGCCGCCCCCUCUCCACCCCAUGCAGCAUCCUCGCCCUGUGAUCUGCGCGCCCCCCCUGUCUUGGAGAGCCCGGGCUGCGCCCCGGGCCGUGCUGGACUGCCCUUGAGUAUACGAUCUGUGCUGUAGGCCCCUUCCGGCGGCGGGUGCGCCACUUCCUCGCGUGCCCAGUUUUCGACGUGCACCGCCGCACGCUGGGAGCGUGUGGUGGGCGGGCAUCUGAGGAGGCGCGCGUCAGUUCUGAGCCCCCGGACAUCCGACGAUGUGGUGUUUUCAGUGCGCGGCUACAGAGGUCCCGACCCCCUCCCUGGGGGCAGGCGUCUGUCCCGGAUCCGUUCUUGAUGGUGUCGGGGACCGAUACAAGGAAGGGCCCAGAGACCAGGAUCGAGGACAGCGCGGGGAUUGAACAGACCAUGUCGUUGGAGAUCUGAGAGAGCCGUGCAUGUACGAUCCAGAUGUACUGACACUUGCUGCGCUCGAAGGGCAAAACACAUCCUGGCGGA